AUCUCGUGUUCUUUUUCUUUAGCAAAUGCUUCGAACCAUUGCAGGGCACGGAUGGAGGUCGCGUUCUACUAAACCUGCUCAAAACUUACACAUAGGCAAACCUGGCGCUGGCUUUAGCUUUGAACUUACUGAUGAACAGAAAGAGUUUCAAGCUACUGCUUGUAAAUUUGCUGUGGAGGAAAUUAUUCCCGUUGCUGCACAAUACGACAAAACUGGAGAGUAUCCUCUCCCACUUACAAAGCGGGCUUGGGAACUUGGUCUUAUGAAUUCACACAUACCAGAAAGCUGUGGUGUUCUUGGCCUUGGCAGUUUUGAAGCAUGCCUUAUUAUGGAAGAGUUAGCUUAUGGGUGUACGGGGCUUCAAACUGCCAUUGAAGAAAAUUCCCUAGGGCAAAUGCCAGUAAUCAUUGCAGGAAAUGAGUGUCAGCAGAAAAAAUACUUAGGAGAACCAAUGAUGUGUGCUUACUGUGUAACAGAGCCUGGAGCGGGCUCUGAUGUGGCUGGCAUAAAAACAAAGGCUGAGAAGAAAGGAGACGAAUAUAUUGUUAGUGGCCAGAAGAUGUGGAUCACAAAUGGUGGGAAAGCAAACUGGUAUUUUUUGCUAGCUCGUACUGAUCCAGAUCCAAAAGUUCCUGCAAGCAAAGCCUUUACUGGAUUCAGUGAAGCAGAUAGCCCUGGGAUAGGGAGACAGGAAAUGAAUAUGGGUCAGCGCUGCUCAGACACAAGAGGUAUUUUCUUUGAAGAUGUGAGAAUCCCAAAGGAAAAUGUAUUAAUAGCUGAGGGAGCUGGCUUUAAAAUCGCAAUGGGAGCUUUCGAUAAGACCAGACCGCCUGUAGCAGCUGGUGCUGUUGGAUUAGCAAAACGAGCACUUGAUGAAGCUACUAGAUACGCUUUGGAGAGAAAAACCUUUGGGAAAGCAAUUGUUGAACACCAAGCAGUGUCUUUCUUGCUUGCUAAAAUGGCAAUGAAAGUGGAACUGGCGAGGACGGCUUACCAGCAAGCUGCCUGGGAAGUUGAUGCUGGUCGCAGGAACACCUACUAUGCUUCCAUUGCAAAGGCAUUCGCUGGUGACAUUGCACACCAGGUAGCUACGGAUGCAGUACAGAAUUUUGGAGGAAAUGGAUUUAAUACUGAAUAUCCUGUAGAAAAACUAAUGAGAGAUGCUAAAAUCUACCAGAUUUAUGAGGGAACUGCUCAGAUUCAAAGGAUGAUCAUAGCUCGUGAACACAUUGGCAAAUUUAAGGCUUAA
This is a messenger RNA of Charadrius vociferus (killdeer), 1249 nucleotides long. It is a transcript of the gene ACADM, whose product is annotated as acyl-CoA dehydrogenase, C-4 to C-12 straight chain. Gene Ontology annotation, biological process: fatty acid beta-oxidation; medium-chain fatty acid catabolic process. NCBI's taxonomy places the organism in Eukaryota, Metazoa, Chordata, Aves, Charadriiformes, Charadriidae. Gene Ontology annotation, cellular component: mitochondrion. The record is from RefSeq and is a predicted model, not a curated record. Gene Ontology annotation, molecular function: medium-chain fatty acyl-CoA dehydrogenase activity; flavin adenine dinucleotide binding.